Prunus armeniaca (apricot) is the source of this 450-nucleotide messenger RNA. The record is from the annotation of a GenBank genome assembly. Lineage: Eukaryota; Viridiplantae; Streptophyta; Magnoliopsida; Rosales; Rosaceae.
AUGAUCUUGAAAUGCAUGAUUGAUUACUCUACGAAGAAAAGGGCGGACCCAUAUUCUGAUAUGGGUGCGUUUCAUGAUUUUAUCAAGAAAUCGUUGAAGGCCGAUGUGAACAAGACCCAAUUGCAAGACAAGAUUCGUAGGUUGAAGAAAAAGUAUGAGAUGAAUGUGGCCAAAGGGAAGAAGUAUAAUCCUGUUAAGCCUCAUGAGCAAAAGGUCUUUGACUUGUCGAAGAAGGGUAACAACAAGACUUUGGCUUCACUUAAAGCUGAGCUUUUGAGUUCAUCGGAGCCCCCAAAGGAGUGUGAGAAGGUGGAAUUUGGUUCUGAUAGUUUGAGUGAGGUGAUUGGGUAUGAUAAAGGUUUCAGAGAGAUGAGGUUGCUAGAGGGUGUUAUGAAGCAUGGCUUGGAGUUGAUUGGAGGAGCUAGGCGAGCUGAGCUGAAGGAGAAGUGA